Rubroshorea leprosula is the source of this 723-nucleotide messenger RNA. Lineage: Eukaryota; Viridiplantae; Streptophyta; Magnoliopsida; Malvales; Dipterocarpaceae. The record is from the annotation of a GenBank genome assembly.
AUUGAGGGUAAAAAUUCAUGUAUUGUAAUAUGGAGGGUAAAAACCCUAAAAAUCAAAAAGUUAAGGGGCAAACGGGUACCUUUUGCCCUAAACAUUGAAGGAGGAAAAGAUGGAAGACAGAGAGAUGGAGGAAGAAAUAGUGGUAGAAGAAAGAGAGCAGGUGGCGCCACCAACCAAAGUGGAGAAAUCUCCGUACAACAUGCUAAAGGAGAGUAAGGUGCUGCUCUUGCUGGAGUUGGCAUUGGCUCAAAACACGACGGCUACCGAGACCAUUCCAGUGAGUGUGGGUGUGGUUCUUGACAUGGAUAUGUGGGUUGGGAAGCUGGGGGUGAGUUGCAUCAACAUGACCCUGCAAGAAUUUUAUUCCUACCACGGUAACUACACAACCAGAUUGGUUUUAAACAUAAGGGAUUCCAAGGGAGAUGUUGUUGGGGCGGCUGCUGCCGGGGCGGCUGCUGCCGGUGCGGCCUCUUUGUUCUCUUUGUUCCUCUUUUUCCUCUCUGCAUUCAUUUUUAGUGAAUAUAUAUUCCUUCUCACAUAAUACAAUACAUAUGAAUUAGAUUUUUUGGAAAUAAUUUCAGUUUAAGUCUCAUUCUUUUUAAUGGGUUUGAACGUGAACUUAAAAUUUAUUGUUACAAAAUAAUGAUAUUUUUUGAGUGUGGCAAUAUAUAAUGUAAUUUCUUCCAUUUUUUGAGUUCCAAGCAGUAAAAAAUUGUUAGCUCA